Messenger RNA from Sardina pilchardus (European sardine), 2289 nucleotides. RefSeq names its product taste receptor type 1 member 1-like. Gene Ontology annotation, molecular function: G protein-coupled receptor activity. Gene Ontology annotation, biological process: G protein-coupled receptor signaling pathway. The coding region runs from base 1 to 2289 and encodes 762 amino acids. Gene Ontology annotation, cellular component: plasma membrane. The transcript is spliced from 6 exons. The record is from RefSeq and is a predicted model, not a curated record. Lineage: Eukaryota; Metazoa; Chordata; Actinopteri; Clupeiformes; Clupeidae.
AUGGAAGCGCAAAAGCUGUUCUUGCAUCAGGGGCUCCAGGUGAUGAGGUUUGCAUUUGAGGAGAUCAACAACUCUACCACCCUCCUACCUAACAUAACUCUUGGUUACCAGCUCAUUGAUUAUUGUUCAGAUGCUCACAACUUCCCUGCCAUUCUCCAGUUCCUCUCAGUCAAAGGCUAUGUUAAACCCAGGAAGAUCUACAAUUUCUUGCCCAAAGUCAUUGGUCUCAUCGGGGCCUUCAAUAGCCAUGAAAGUAAAGCCCUAGCUCCACUGGUGAUGAUGGACCUAAUUCCAAUGGUCAGUUACUCAGCGAGAAGCUCCGCCCUCAAUAACAAACGGGUGUACCCUUCCUUUGUGAGGACCAUACCAAGUAACACACAUCAGAUUGAACUCAUCAUUCACAUCAUAGAACAUUUUAACUGGAACUGGGUGGCAUUCAUUGGCUCCAAAUCUGCUAACAGUCAAGAUGGCUUACAACUUUUUAAGGAAAUGAUUCACGACAAAGACAUCAGCUUAGCUUACCAUGAGCUACUGUCUGCCAAGUCACAGUUAAACACAACAUUUGAAAAUAUAGACAAGCUUAAGAUCAAUGCCAUUGUCCUUUUCAUUGAGCCACAUUUUGGCGAGAGCAUCCUGUCCUCAGCUAUAGAGCUCAAUUUCCACGGUAAAGUCUGGAUCACCAGUGAUGCCUGGUCCAUGAACCAGUUGUCCAAACGCCAUGGAACGGGUUCAAUCAGCACUAUCAUUGGUGUGACACCUACAGCUGUGCCCUUUCCUGGCUUUAAUGAGUUCAUUUAUCAUUCAAAACACAGAGCUGAAUCUGUCCAUAGCCCUGAAGGCUUCUGCAACCAGGCCUGUGAUAACUGUUCCUCAGUCAGCUCAGAAGAUGUCAUCAAUGAAAACCCCACCUACUCUUUCCCCAUUUAUUCUGCUGUGUACACCAUGGCGAUGGCUUUACACAAUGUUCUGCAAUGUAAUCACUCAGGAUGCAACAAGACCCACACAGUAUAUCCGUACAUGCUCCUCGAAGAGAUAAAGCGUUUGCAGUUCCUCUUGAACAAAGUGCCCGUGUCUUUUGACAAGAAUUUGGACGCACCAGCCCAUUACUCCAUCCUGUUCUGGGACACCAGUUAUAACCCAGUGAAGAUUCGUCAGAUCGGCACAUACACUAACUAUCCAGUUUCAAAUCUGACUAUUUUCAACACACUUCUUCAAUGGCCUGGGAGUGGCCUGGUGCCAUUCUCCAACUGCUCUGCUGAGUGUAAGCCAGGAUAUGUUCGGCAACAGGAAGGCCAACAUCAAUGCUGUUUCACUUGUCUGGAAUGCCCCAGUAACCAGUAUGCCAACCACACAGCUAACCUGUACUCAUGUCUGAAGUGUGGCAAGUAUGAGUGGUCCGAUGCUGGAAGCACAUCAUGCCGGACACGUUCCAUGGAAUACCUCCGUUUCUCCGAUGGCUACUCCAUUGUCCUCAUGGUCCUUGCAUCCGCCCUGAUGCUCCUGUGUGUUGGGGUGGCCAUGCUGUUUGCUGUGCACCGCUCCACGCCGGUAGUGCGGUCAGCAGGGGGCAGUAUGUGCUUCCUGAUGCUGGGCUGCCUCGCCGCUGCUGCCACCAGCGUCUUCUUCUACUUUGACAAGCCGACACCUACCAACUGCAUGGUCAGGAACAUAGUAUAUGCCUUUUUCUACACAGUCUGUGUGUCCUGCCUUUUAGUCCGCUCCUUCCAGAUCAUCUGCAUCUUCAAGAUGGCUGCCCUCUUGCCCAAAGUGCACGCGUGGUGGGUGAAGCACAACGGCCAGUGGUUGGUGGUGGCUGCCCCCUCUCUCCUCCAGCUCCUGCUCUGUGCCGUCUGGAUGACCACCACUCCCCCUUUACCAGUGGAAGAGAAGUACUCAUUCAAAGAUCAAGUUGUCCUGAUCUGUCUUGUAAGCAAUAUUUUCACAGCUUGCCUGUGCAAUGGACUCAUGUGGAUCCUCAGUGGCCUCUGUUUCUGGUUUUCCUACAUGGGAACAGACCUGCCCAAGAACUACAAUGAGGGCAAAGCCAUCACGUUUAGCAUGGUGAUGUUUUGUCUUAGCUGGGCUUCUUACAUCACAGCCUAUCUGUCAUCCCACUGCAAAUACAUACAGGUGGUGAAGAUUGUGGUAGAGCUGAGCUGUUUGUAUGGAAUCCUGUUUUGUUACUUCAUCCCAAAGUCCUUCAUUAUUGUCUUUCAACCUCAAAAGAACACACAGGAGUAUUUCCAAAACGCAAUUCAGAGUUACACAAAAACCAUCAGCAGGACCUAA